Molecule: messenger RNA, 5949 nt
Organism: Suricata suricatta (meerkat)
Lineage: Eukaryota; Metazoa; Chordata; Mammalia; Carnivora; Herpestidae
Gene: RP1L1
Product: RP1 like 1
Exons: 4
Coding region: 55-5949 (1964 amino acids)
Biological process (GO): photoreceptor cell development; intracellular signal transduction; retina development in camera-type eye
Cellular component (GO): axoneme
Source: RefSeq, a predicted model, not a curated record
UGGAAAGCAAGCCUUACCUUCCUGUGAGGAGCAGUCUACCUGGACCUCUACGCCAUGAACAGCACCCUGAGAGAUGCCCAGGCCCCGAGCCACCGGGAGUGCCUUCUCCCUUCUGUGGCCCGGACUCCCUCUGUUACCCAGAUCACGCCAGCCAAGAAGAUAACCUUCCUCAAGCGAGGGGAUCCCCAGUUUGCUGGGGUUCGCUUGGCUGUUGACCAGCGUGCUUUUAAGAGCUUUGGUGCUCUGAUGGACGAGCUCUCUCAGCGCAUGCCUCUCUCCUUUGGGGUGCGCUCUGUCACUACGCCCCGGGGCCUGCAUGGCCUCAGUGCCCUGGAACAGCUGAAAGAUGGUGGCUGCUACCUCUGCUCUGACAAGAAGACCCCCAAAACACCCAGUGGGCCAGGCUGGACACAGGGGAGAAACUUAUUUGCUCAGCAGUCAAGGGAUUUUGAAAGCCGGAGUGAGGCUCCAGGAACAUCCUCUUCCUGCAAGGGUCCUAAGGCCCCAAGGAGGAUAAUGCUAAUUAAGAAUGGGGACCCUAGACUCCAACAGACAGUGGUUCUCAGUCACAGAAAUACAAGGAACCUGACAGCCUUUCUCAGCAAAGCCUCAGAUCUUCUGCACUUUCCUGUGAAACAGGUGUAUACAACCAACGGGGAAAAGGUGGACUCUUGGAAGGGUCUGCUGCACAGCCCCUCCGUGCUAGUAUGUGCUGGUUACGAGUCUUUCAAACCUCUGGCAAUGGAAGAUGCCAGAAGAUAUGGGAUUGAAACUUUAUCUGGGCAGACUACUAGAAGCAAAACUGGAAGCUGGGGGCCAAAGGCCAAGCAGAGUGUGAUCCACUCAAGGCCCAGGUCGGGCAGUCGGCCACGGCGGUUUUCCUUGCUGUCAGAGAAGUCUGGUCUCAGCGACCCCCCAGUGUCCCUGCAUCACACCCAGAUGGGCCCUGCUCCUGACAGACACCCUCAGGACACGCCCGCCCAGCUUGGCCCAUUGGUGGCUAGUGAUGAUGUUGAGAAAAAGGUCUGCAUGAACCAGGAUGGCAGCCUGUCUAUAGAGAUGAAAGUUCGCUUCCACCUACUUGGCGAGGAUGCACUCCUGUGGUCCAGGAGGGUGAGGAGGGCCAGUGUCCUCACAGCAGCCAGUGGGGAGGUCCCUGUUCUGGGGGAGGUGGAUUCCCUCCACUGUGUGUGCGAGAGCCACCUGGGGGGGUCCUCAGAACCUGGGGCACAGAGACUGGGGCCUUGUGAGGCAGGAUGUGAGAAAGCCCUCGGACGAGGUCAGUGGCAGCCAGGGUCUAGUUAUGAGAUCUGGAUGAAUCCCCUGUACUCGGCCCAGGAAGAGGAGAUGGCAUCUCAGAGGAGAUCCAGGCUGACCCAACACUCCCAUUCCAGGAAGCUCUGGAACCAAAGGGUCACUGGAAGGAAAAGGAGCAGCAAGGACAGUGUCAGCCCUGACUCCAGUGACAGGCCCCCCAAAGACUCUGAGCCCAACUCCUCCUGUGGCUCCAGGUCUCCAGAGGGCAGCGUGGGCAGCUGUGACCUACAUGUGGCCUCUGGGGCUGUCUCCCAGAGAGAAGCAGGACGGGAAGCUGGUGGCAUGUCCAGGACUAGUAAAGGCCCAGGUGCACAAGGAACAGGGCAGGACAGGGAGCCUCAUAGCUGCCUGAAACCCCAGAGCCAAGACAUGGCAGGUGCUCCUUGUGGGUCCUCAGGGAGUGCUGGGUCUCAUGAGGAGUCCAGUGAAAGGGAAAAGCAGCACCAGGGCUGCCUGAGCAAGACAAGGGUUAUGACUGCUUCCUGGUCAAAGGCCACUCAGAGGGAAGGCCCCAGUCCUCCCGCAGUGAGUCCCCUAUCUUUGAGGAACAAGGACUCACAGGCAGAGGAGAGUAGACAAGGUUCUAGGUACCCUGAGGCUAAGGGAAUGUCUGGGGUGAGAUCACCGCUGGUUUCAGAUCAUUCUGGCUCUGGGGAUACUGCAGAAAGUUGUUCUCUGCCUUCUGCCUGUGCCUCAGUCCCAGGCAGGAGAAGAAAGCAGAAGGACCGAGCCAAGGCUGUGUCCUCACCCAGCAUUUCCAGCCAUAGCCAAGGGGCCUGGAUAGGCCACCUCAGGCAGCGCCCCAACCUAAGGGACAUCCAUUGCCAGCUUGACUCAGCUGUGCCCAGACAAGUGCCAGGGCCUCCUAGCAGAGGCAGGGCCUGCCCAGAUAGCCCAGCAUCACACCUUUCUGGAAGCUCACCUGGUGCCAGGAACCAGGCCUUCCAAGAUGCAGGGCCUCCAUCCUCUGCCUCACUUCAUUCCCAGGAUGCACAGGGGGUUAGCAGUGCUCUCAUGACCCCUGUGAGCAAUUCUGACUGUGCUUCCAAUUUCAAUCCCCCAUACUCUCCCUCUACUGAGAUUGAAGGUCACUCUGAGUUCAGGGCAUGCUCACCAGCUUUCUCACCUUCCAACACAUCGGACCUUUUGAGCAGCCCAGCUGAUGGCCUGGACAAAAAAGGAGGGGGUGACCUUCUCAAGCCUUCCUGGACUUUAGUUCUGCCAGUUGGAGAGUCUGAGGGAGGGAUGCCAGAAGCCCACCGAAGCUGCUGCUGCUCACCAAUCAGCACAUCCCUGUUUGACGGGACCCCUGGUGAGAAGACUCAGUCCCUGCAGACCUACCAAACAUCAGGCAGCCAGGGGCCCUUCUCUGAGGUCUCCUUGGUAUGUGACAGGUACUGUCCCACUCCUCCGAGGACAUGGCCUUUUGUCAAGAAACACCCUUCAGGAAGCAGUAGCCCUGGUACUGGCUGGGGGCCAGAUAGGGGGAAACUAAGGGAGGAAAAGCUUGAUGUAUGGCACCCACGGCCCCCGGGCUCUCAGUCAGGGGCCAUGAGGGAAGCAGUCAGAGCCUGGAGAAGGGGCAGCUCCAGCUGUGGUCCCAGGACUGGGAGAAUGCUGCAAGGGAAGGCUGUUGGUGGAGGGGAAAGUCUGGAGGAGCAAGAAGAUGGCAGGAUGGCCCUGGGUGCCCUGCCCAGAGCUUCACCAGAUACUGUGGUUCGUGAGUGGCUGAGCAACAUCCCUGAGGAGCCCAUACCCAUGAAAUGUGAGACGGUGGAUGAGAGUAUAGUUGUGGUGGGGGAAGAUCCAGAAGGCCCCAAGGAGGAUCCUGCUGACAAACAUUCCCUUAAGGGUCUAGGGGAGCCAGUUCCAACCAGACAACUGUCCCAUGAAGGGGCUGCCAGUGAGAAAGCAGAAUCAGACAGAGCCUUCCCAGUGACUGGUGAUGCUCAUCCCACGUCAGGAGAGGGUCUUCCUUGUAGCGGAGUUUCAGAAACCCCCAAGGAGGCUGAAUCAAACAAAGGCAUGGCUGUGGACUAUGGUGUUGGCCAGCGUGUGCUUCCUCACAAGGUUUCUGCCUCCAUACAGAUCAUGAAAGUGCUGAUGGGCUCCAAGCAGGGUCGGCCAAGCAGUCUUCCUGAAGUGUCCAGUACAGUGGGUAGAAGGCUCAGCCACUCUGCCCGGGCCCUUAUCACCUGUCUUGCUGAGCUCCACUUCUUUGAUGAAGACUUUGGGUCUCCUACUGACAAAGUGAGGUUCAGAGACUCUUCUCAGUACCAGGAACUCUUGAGCACCUUCCAGUCCCUGUGGCCAGGAUGUGGCCUCAGGCAAAGUGAGCUGGACUCAGGCCUCUGGGAUCUUGGCUGGUGCCAGGCUCUGCCAGGCCUUGGGUCCCAUGUCAUGCCUGAGGACUUCACACCAACGUCCUCAUCUGGUGUGGAUGUUGGCAGUGGCUCUGGAGGCUCAGGGGAAGGCAGUGGACCCUGUGCCAUGGACAGCACCCUGGUCCCUGAGGGGAUAGAGCUGCCCUUGAAAAUCCCCUCCCAGAGGCCUGAUUCUAGAACCUCCAAGAACCAAGAUGAUCCAGAAAACCAACAGCCCAUUGGUUCUACAACCUCUUCAGACUCCCAAGAAAGGGUUUGUGCCACCAGGAAAGACAAGGCAGAAAGAAACAGUGGGGAGCAGGUGCUGGGCAGUAACCUGGACCAAGUAGUUGAAAACACAAUUCAAAAAGAGGAGGUACAACUAGAGAAAAUUGAAGAAGAAAAAGAAAUAGCAGAACUUCAAGGAGAGGGUGUCCAAGGAUCUCCAGGAGAGGGAAGAGUCAUGGGACAAGAAUUUUCAGAGGCUGACUCUGACAAUGGGGAAGGUACACAGGAAAAUAAUAGUGUGCAGGAAGAGGAAGCAGGAGGAGACCCUGCCUCCAGUACACUUUGCCAUCCAGGGACAAGAGAGAAACCACCAGAGCCCCCUGAGAGCCUCAGCAGGAGGGAUUCAGAUGCCAGUGAAAGUCAGAGUAGCCCCAGCAAUGAGCCUGGUUUGGAGAAGCUGCUCAAAACAGCUGAGAUAGGCCAUGAGCAAACCCAGGCCAGGUACUCCCAGGGGUCUGGGGAGAAGAGCUCUUCUACAGCCUGCAGAGUGUCCCCAGACCCUGACCCCCUCUGGGUGUCCAAGUUGCUGAAGAGGAUGGAGAAGGCCUUCAUGGCCCACCUCACCAGUGCCACAGGCGAGCUCCGAGCCCGCUGGAGCCUCCAGAGCAAUUACCUCCUGGACCAAAUGGUGGCAGAGUUGCAGCAGGACGUGGGCCAGCGGCUCCAGGCUAGCACUGAGAAAGAGGUCCUCAAGAUCCAGAGCCGGGCAGGUGGGAGGACGCUGGGGCUGGAGAGGGAAACCCUCAGAUGGGAAAUGUCCCUGCAGACAGAGCAGCGCAGGCGUCGCCUCCAGGGUCUGCGCAACCUCUCAGCUUUCUCAGAGCAGGCUCAAAGCCAGGGGCCCCUGUCCUUCCCUGUGGAGGAUGUGCCAACCCUCCAUGGAGCUCUGGGGACCUGGCUGGUUGGGGAGGCUGAGGGGGAGGAGUUUUGUCCCUGUGAGGCCUGCAUGAGGAAGAAAAUGAUCCCUACAUCCCCAAAAGACACAAUGGGGGCACCCAGCGCACCCAUCAAAAAGGCCUUUGACUUGCAGCACAUUCUGCAAAAGAAGAAAGGAGGGUGUGCUAAUGGGGAGGGAGCAGAGGCAGUCCCAGAGAAGAGAGGGAUGGAGCUGCUCCAGGGGGACACCUCAGGGACAGGGACUAUUCAGGGGUCCAAUGGAGGCCUGGAAUUGGGGUUAGGCCAGGAUCCUGGGACAGAGGAGGGGGGUGAGGAUGAAAGCAGCCAGACCCUUGAUGGGGAUGGAGACCCCCAAGUAAGAGAAGACGAUGAAGUUGCUCAGAAUGGAGAAGGGAUAACAUAUCCUGGGCAAAGCAGUGUCCCUGAAGGAGCAGGCAGGGAGGAGGAGGGCUCUGGUGAGAAGGAAGAAAACUCAGAGAUGGGCUCUGGGGCUGAGGGCAGUUUGGAAGGUGAAGCCUCAGGAGGAGGUGACCAAAGUCCAGAGGGACAGAACGAUAGUGCCGUAACUACAGAAGGAGAAAGGAAUCCAGAGUCAGGGGGAGGAGGUGGAGGUGAGAAAGAAAGUAGCUCGCAAGUUGUCUGGGACCAGGGCCAACAAGGUGAAACUUCUGGAAACAGUAGACCAGACCAAGAGGGGAAGCCAGCACUGCUCUCUACCCCAAGUAGAGAUGCCCCCUGCCAAAGGUCAGACUCGAAAGCAGGCCUUGCGUCCUCCAGCACAUUUUCUCUAGGAAACUGCUCUCAGCUCUCUCAGAAAGGCUCUGAAGAAAAGCCUUCAAACAGAGACAUGAGGAGCAUCGAAGAUGAGUCCAAGGGAGUCCCCAGUCCAGAGAGAAAAGGCACGUCUCCAGAAAGCUCCACUUCUGAGCAAGAAGGGGUCCCCUUUGUCCCAAGUACUCCAGAGCAGGAGAUAGGCUUGGCCUCUGGCCUAGAAGCUGAGAAUGUAGUUGAAAGUCCCUCUUCCACAGAAAUGAGGUUUAAAAAAAAAAACUUCACCAUGGACAGGACAGAUGGUUUUGGCUAA